UAAUGCUAUAAUUUGUAGAAUUAUUAUAUAUAAAACAUGUUGUUGUUUCCCAACUUUUAUUGUUACCUUAUUAUACAAGUUUCUGUAGUUUGAAAGAUUCAGUUAAAAAUAUGCAUGGAAAAAUAUUUUAUCAAAUAUGUUUAUUGAUGGCAGUUUUAUCAUUUGGUUAUGGGGUAUUUACAAAUGAUGCAGAAGUUGUAUUUCCGAAACAUCACCAUAAAUCUCAGAAUGGAGUUCAUGAAGAAUUUUUGACUUAUGAAAUUUACUCAACAAAUGCUUAUCAUGUUUUAGAUUUAAAGAAAAUUAAAAAAAUACCUCAAGAAAGUAUAUUGCUUCGCACUUUUAAAAACAACAAAGAAAUUAUAUUUAAGAAAAUAACAUAAAAGAUAAGUGGCAUGCAAAGUCAAAAAGAUCCCUUGAUCUGGUUGAAUUAGUUAAUAUUGAGCCUAAAUACAUUCCUUGUCUUUCCAGAAAGAAAACACUAUAUGUAGAGUUGUUUGUUAGCUGUGAUCACAAAAUGUUACCUAUGUACAGCAACAAUCAUUCUCUUUUAAUUGAGAGAGUCUUAAAUAUCAUUACUCAAUGUGACAUGAUAUAUCAAGCUAUUAAUGUGCGUUUAAUUGUUGUUGCAAUAGAAAUUCAAGAAAAUGAAGAUUAUUUUAGCCGUAGUACAGAUGCAUUUAAAGAUGUUUAUAAUUUUAAUGUUUACUUCCAUAAAACAAUAAAAAAUAAUUCAUCUUUUAAAGCACUGAAUUUAGAUGGUGGCAUCUUUUUUAGUCAUGAAGACAGUAGUUAUUGGGCAGGAAAUGAAUUUCGCUUUUGUCAGGAUUAUUCUGGCUUAGUUUAUAAGUUUGAUUAUACAAAUUUUGGUAUUAAAAGAAUAAGCUUUUUAAUUGGACUGCUUAUGAGAUUUAAAGAUGAGCAUAAAACAGAUUGCAUGUGUUUAACUGCUAGGGGAUGUGUUAUGCAAACAUCCAAAUUUAGAGGAACAGGCUUUUCAACCUGCAAUAUGGAUGUUUUAAAUAAUACAGAAGACUAUAAUUGUCUUUUAAACUACCCUUCAACUCAAUUCGGAAAAACUUGUGGCAAUGGAAUUCAUGAAGAUGGUGAACAAUGUGAUUGUGGAACUUUGGAGAUGUGUCAAAGAAAUAAUGAUCAUUGCUGUGAACCAGGAAGUUGUGUUUUGAAAGUCGAUGCUCAAUGCAGUCAUAAAAGCAACCCUGACUGCUGUCAGCCAAAUUGUUAUUUCAAAAGACAAGGUACUUUAUGCAGAAUCAAAGUCAAUGAAUGUGAUAUAGCAGAGUAUUGCAGUGGAGAUAAUGAAACUUGUCCAGAUGACAAAAUCCUUCGUGAUGGAACUUCUUGCAAGUUAAAUACAGUUUGCAGAAAAAAAGAAUGCAAUUUCAAUGCAGACGCUGAAAUUAUUCACCUGUCAUGUCUAAAAACAAAUGGAAAUGAAUGUUCAGGAAAUGGGUUUUGUGCGUCAGACCUCACUUGUGUUUGCAAGAAUUUUUAUAACUCUACUGACAACUGUAGUACAAAACUUAAUCCCAUUAAUGGUGAAUGGACCAGUUGGACCUCUUGGUCCGGAAGUUGUUUUGAAGGUAGCCAGAAAAGACAUCGUUUUUGUUCUAAUCCUACACCUCAAAAUGGUGGAAUAGAAUGUGCUGGUAAUUCUCGUGAAGAAAUAGUUUGUACAGAAAAUCGUUGUCCUGAUUUAGUAGCAUGGUGUAAAUCUGAUGCAAGAUGUAUUAAAUUUAUGUUAAAAAGCGGUAUAAAAUCAGACAUCACUGAAGCGUUAACUUCAAUUAAUCAAUCAUCCUAUUUAACCUCUGAAGAAAAGAUUGAUAUUGUUGCUACUAAGAUUACAGACAGCUUAUAUUUGAAUUCUGUUAGCGAGAUAUCACUUCUAGCAGAUAUUCUUGCACUAGGUCAAUUGAUAAAGGUGAAUGUUACUGAAAGCGCAAAAAUAAAUGUAUUGGGAAAUGUUUUAGGCUUGGUUAAUGUAGUUUUAGAUCUUGAUCAAACAUUAAUUUUAAAAGCACAAAAUAAACAUAAUUCUUCUAACAAGUUUUUGGAAACUAUUGACAUAAUGGCACAAACGUUUACUAAGAGUUAUCAGUUUCAAAACUUUAGUUCAACAAAUAUAGGAAUGAGCAACAAGCAUACGAAUAGCGAAACCUUUUAUACAGAUAUUUGUAUAGUGGCAUUUGAAAGUUCAAAUCAAAAAAUGGUUAUAUUAAUAGGAAAUGAUUCAUUAUUAAAUGAAGGAAAUAAUGAUGCUAUAAUAUUAAUUCCAAAGGCAGCCAUUCCUCAGCAAAGCCUUAUUUAUGCUUUCAUUUAUCGAAAUCCAUACUUCUUUCUUAAUACAGAUGGAUCUGUAUCCGUUUCUGAAUCUAAAUCAGUUGAAGUAUUAAUAUCAAGUGCUGUUGUUUCAGUUAGUAUUCUUGAACAGACUAUUAUCAAUUUAAGUGAACCAAUUUCCAUUACAUUUAAAAAGCCAGGAAAUCAAAAAGGAAAUUUCAAUUGUUACUUUUGGAACUCAAGUAUUAACGCAUGGUCAGAUAAUGGAUGUUACAAGUUAAAUGAAUCAAACGCAUAUGUAUUUUGUGUUUGCAACCAUCUCACAAAUUUUGCACUUAUUUUGGAUACCUCUCAAAUAGGAUACAAUCCUUUAGAAUUAAAAGUUAUAACUUGGAUUGGAUGUGGUAUUUCCAUAGUAACUUUACUGUUUACAGUUUUAGUACUGUUACGGAGGAAUCUUCGAAAAGAUCGCACUCAUAAAAUUCAUUUCUUUAUGUGUGUGUCGUUACUAACACUUCUAAUAUUAUUCAUUACUGCUGCAGAACGAAAAAAAUCAUCUUUAAUUAAAUGCAAAAUUGCUGCUGCUGGUUUGCAUUAUUUUGUCUUGACCACAUUUUGUUGGAUGGCUGUAGAAGGAGUAAACCUGUAUCAAAAAAUCACUAUUAUGAGUAAACUGGAAACUAGAUCUUUUAUGGCAAAGUCUUCAUUAUUUGCAUGGGGUGUGCCUUUACCCAUUGUUAUCUACAUUGGCACUGUUCAUUCUAAAUAUCUUGGUAACUCUAAAAUUUGCACAGUUCAAGGUUAUCCAUUUUACAUUGGAAUGUUGCUACCUGUAACUUGCAUUAUUGUUUUUAAUUUGAUUGUUCUCUUACUUGUAAUUAUAAAGAUAUCUAAACCAAAACAUGAUCUAUCUGCAAAUUUUAAAGAUGAAGGAGCACUUAUUCGAUUCAAAAAAGAUGUUAAAACUGUAUUUAUUUUAAGUUGCUUACUAGGAACUACUUGGGUGUUUGCUGUGCUUGCAAUAGGAAAGUUAUACAUUGUGUUUCAAUGGAUUUUUUGCAUCUUGACAAGUUUUCAAGGAUUUUUUUUAUUUUUGCAUCAUAUUGCUCUCAAUCCAUUGGCCCAAAAUGAAAUACGUUUUUGCAUGCAUCGUUUUUUCAGUUCAUCUUUAGCAAAAAAAAAGAAAAACAAUUCAACAGCCAUUACACUUUUGGCAUCAAAAGAUUAAAUCUACUUUUAAAAACUUCAUCAUACGAAAUCCCAACCUUAACCACUAUAUAUGUGUAUAUAUAUAUAUAUAUAUAUAUAUAUAUAUAUAUAUAUAU
This is a messenger RNA of Hydra vulgaris (swiftwater hydra), 3629 nucleotides long. RefSeq names its product adhesion G protein-coupled receptor L4. Lineage: Eukaryota; Metazoa; Cnidaria; Hydrozoa; Anthoathecata; Hydridae. Gene Ontology annotation, cellular component: plasma membrane. Gene Ontology annotation, molecular function: G protein-coupled receptor activity; metalloendopeptidase activity. Gene Ontology annotation, biological process: cell surface receptor signaling pathway; adenylate cyclase-activating G protein-coupled receptor signaling pathway; proteolysis. The record is from RefSeq and is a predicted model, not a curated record.